AUGGCAGACCUGCGAAGCACGGCGAUGUCGUCACUCCACCAGUGGACAGCUUUCCUUGCUUCGAACGCCGACCUGGGUGGCAUCGAGGCGUCGCACGUUGCGGAAAGUAGGGCCCCAAGUCGCUCUGCGUGCUCCGAUGCUAAUGCUUCAGAUGAUGGUGGUCUUGACGGACCAGACAGUUCAAAGAACAAUUCGGCCGCAGCCGGAUUGAAUUUUUUAAUUGACCAGCCCGGCGCCCUAGCUAUCGUGCGCUGA
Molecule: messenger RNA, 255 nt
Organism: Macrosiphum euphorbiae (potato aphid)
Lineage: Eukaryota; Metazoa; Arthropoda; Insecta; Hemiptera; Aphididae
Source: the annotation of a GenBank genome assembly